Messenger RNA from Stegodyphus dumicola, 916 nucleotides. RefSeq names its product peroxiredoxin 2-like. The record is from RefSeq and is a predicted model, not a curated record. Gene Ontology annotation, biological process: hydrogen peroxide catabolic process; cellular response to stress; response to oxidative stress. Gene Ontology annotation, cellular component: cytosol; mitochondrion. NCBI's taxonomy places the organism in Eukaryota, Metazoa, Arthropoda, Arachnida, Araneae, Eresidae. Gene Ontology annotation, molecular function: thioredoxin peroxidase activity.
CCUAAUACGCACAGAAGUAAUAUAAUCGUAAUCGUGUGAUCAGAACAUAUGAUUCGCGCUGUUUGUGUAGUAGUUACAUUUUUCUGCAACGUGUUUUAAAAAAUAAAUUACGUUUUUUGAAAAUGUUUCGUCUGCUUCGCAGUGUUGCUAACAAGAUUCCUUCUACUUAUCAAACUGGGAUUGGUUUAGCAAGACCUAGCAUUGCAUGGUCAGCAAUACAAGCUAAAACAAUUUUUACAGGUACACCGAAGUUUGCUGUUGAAGUAACAAAACCAGCUCCCGAUUUUAAAGGCACUGCAGUAGUAAAUGGGGCUUUCAAAGAAAUAAAACUUUCUGAUUACAAAGGAAAAUAUGUAGUCUUGUUUUUCUAUCCUCUAGAUUUCACAUUUGUCUGCCCUACAGAGAUCAUAGCCUUCAGUGAAAUGGCUCCAGAAUUUAAAAAAUUAAAUGCUGAAGUAAUAGCAGCUUCAACUGAUUCUCAUUUCAGUCACUUGGCUUGGAUUAAUACCCCUAGAAAGAAAGGAGGCUUAGGAUCAUUAAACAUUCCUCUGCUGUCAGAUUUCACCAAAACCAUAGCUAAAGAUUAUGGUGUUCUUCUUGAAGCUGGCAUGGCUUUGAGAGGGACAUUUAUUAUUGAUCCAAAGGGUACUGUUCGACAUGCAUCCGUUAAUGACCUACCUAUAGGACGAUCUGUAGAGGAAACCCUCCGUUUAUUGAAAGCUAUACAGUUUGUUGAAAAGCAUGGAGAAGUUUGUCCAGCAAAUUGGAAGCCAGAUUCUCCUACAAUCAAACCUGAUCCCAAGAAUGCAAUGGAGUAUUUUGAGAAAAUGAAUUAGCUUUUUUCCUCUCAGUGUUGUAUAAAAUUGCAGAUUUGUAAAAUGUGCCUUUUUCAUUGAAUAAAAUAUUGUUAACUGUU